Musca vetustissima is the source of this 2175-nucleotide messenger RNA. RefSeq lists its product as uncharacterized. Bases 1 to 2175 code for a protein of 724 amino acids. Gene Ontology annotation, molecular function: sequence-specific DNA binding. The transcript has a single exon. The record is from RefSeq and is a predicted model, not a curated record. Lineage: Eukaryota; Metazoa; Arthropoda; Insecta; Diptera; Muscidae.
AUGGAACAUAAUGAAAAUAGUUCGAUGAAAAAUAUGGAUAAUGUUCAACAGUGUGCCAGCACAAAUAAUGGCAGCAUAACAGUCAGCCAUGAAUGCAGAGACACAGUCACACAACCAGAAAUAAUUUGUAAGAAGUCGGAGGGAGCUUGUCCCAGCACUCCAACUGGUAAUGGAAGUAGUGGCCACAAAAUGGGUUCCAGGCGUAUAUUCACGCCACAAUUCAAACUGCAGGUUCUAGAAUCAUAUCGCAAUGACAAUGACUGCAAGGGCAACCAACGCGCAACGGCAAGAAAAUACAACAUUCACAGAAGACAAAUUCAGAAAUGGUUACAAUGCGAAUCUAGUCUACGCUCGUCCGUGGCCAAUAUCAACCAGAACACCGUGAAACAUCAGUUUCACAAUAUCAGCAUUCACCAACACCAACAACAUGGUCAAAAAUCGGGCAUUCCUGGAGCCUCAAUUCCGUUGAUGAACCAAUACGGAACCAACAACAAUCACCAACAUAGCCAUUUGGGACUAGAGGCGACACGAACGGAAGCCCAACAUAGUACUAUAAUUGUGCCAUCAUUGUCAUCUGGAGUUACAACAUCGACCACACAAACACAGGGUGUAUUUUCCGCUGCCAAUUUGGCUGCAGUUGUUGCAGCUGCUGCCGGAGCUGCUAUGACUAUUACAAGCCCACCAUCAUCGUCAGCCAAUGGAUCUUCAGUUUCAAGUGAAUCCGUUUCGUCAUCGCCUUUACGCCCCCCUCGUGUAAUCGGUGCCAGUGGGAGCGCUGCAGCGACAAUGUCACCCCUACUCCACCACCAUCAUCAUUACGGUAUCCCACCAUACAUACACCAUACACCUGCAACUGUUCAACUGCCAGUACCGAUAUUAGCACACCACAUUUCUCAUCCACCACAUAUACAUCAACAAGCCCAUCAACAUCGAGCAUAUCAAUACCAUAACCUGGCGUAUACACAAUCACUAACACACCAGCCGUCAGACAAGCAGCAGCCGCAGUCAUCGUUUUUGUCGUCAAUAAGUCAACCCGAUGUUAAUGCCUCAGCUGCCCCUAUCGUCACCGGUAAUGGUUUCUCUGCAGCACUGGGAGAGCACGAGCAAAAAGAAUCUAGAGAUACACAACACACAAGCACUAAAUCGAAUCCCGAGAAUUCUGAGAUGGGUCAAAAUGGUGCGGAACAAAGCUCUGGAACCAAAAUAUCGCCAUAUACAGGUAUCGAAUUCGGCGCUAUUAACAAUCUUCAUCAUCUGUAUAAAUUCAGAGAGGGUGGAUACCAAAUGAUGUAUCCAUUAGGACCUAUGGAUUUGUCGCUACGACCACGAAGAGACUUAAAAACUGAUUUACCUCCGAUUUCGAAUGUUCUAGAAAAUGACGCGAAUAUUGUCGACUUGACCCACCGAAAGCGAAAAGUCUCAUCGACGGCAACUAAUACCGUUGACGAUGGGCCAUCCGGCUUGUCCGAAGAAAAACAUCCUAAACUUAAAAAUUCAACAGAGGAUGAAAACAAAACUUCUUCGAACUCUAUAAGCGACGACGAAGUCGAUAUCGAAGUAGGAACAGAGGAAAAACUUCCUCCAUCUAAACCAGUUAAACUCUUUAAGCCUUAUUUGCUCGAUGUAGAUGCGGAUUCGGAAAGUAGUACUACCGCUCCUCUUACUAGUGGAAGUGAUACUACCAGGUAUACUGAAUCAAGUGAUGCUAGUCCCUGGAUACGGUAUACAUCAAGUAUUUCGCCGCCCCCACAUUGCUAUGACACAUCUAUGGCCCACGUUCAUAGUGCUACAUUUCAGUACUCCGCUGUGAAAGAAAAUUUUACCAUAAUUUCGCCUUCAAUUGAAAAUUCGAAUUUUCCUGGCGAACUUAAAUGCGACGAAGCGAAAAGUGCAUUCACCUCCAUUCCCACUAUCUCCCCCACAUCCUUCCGCAGCCCAAAAGGAUCGCCCUCUUCGUCAGGCUACGAAAGUUCUUCAUCCACCUACAGCGAUUCUUCAUUUUCUUCCCGUGCCGAAUCGUACGCCUACAACCGAACCUAUUCCCUUAGCCUGCAGAUGCAUCCAAUACACCACGACCAAUUGAAUUUACAUCGGUCCAAACAUGUGGAGAGAUGGUUGGAACAAGAGUCUCGCAAUUCAUCGGAGCCCAAUUCCCCCAUAGCAAUUUUGGCUUAA